Molecule: messenger RNA, 3024 nt
Organism: Condylura cristata (star-nosed mole)
Lineage: Eukaryota; Metazoa; Chordata; Mammalia; Eulipotyphla; Talpidae
Gene: SIK2
Product: salt-inducible kinase 2
Exons: 15
Coding region: 135-2882 (915 amino acids)
Biological process (GO): microtubule cytoskeleton organization; protein phosphorylation; intracellular signal transduction
Cellular component (GO): cytoplasm
Molecular function (GO): tau-protein kinase activity; ATP binding; protein serine/threonine kinase activity
Source: RefSeq, a predicted model, not a curated record
CGCCUGGCUGGGCCCAGCGGAGCGGGAGGGACUGAGCCAAGGAGCAAGCGGAGCGGCCGUCGCCCGAGCCGAGCCGCGCCGCACAGCCCGCCCGCCCGCGCUCCAGUCCGCCGUGUUUAGCAGCGGGGCCCAGCAUGGUCAUGGCGGAUGGCCCGAGGCACUUGCAGCGCGGGCCGGUCCGGGUGGGGUUCUACGACAUCGAGGGCACGCUGGGCAAGGGCAACUUCGCCGUGGUGAAGCUGGGGCGGCACCGGAUCACCAAGACGGAGGUGGCAAUAAAAAUAAUAGACAAAUCUCAGCUGGAUGCAGUGAACCUUGAGAAAAUCUACCGAGAAGUACAGAUAAUGAAACUCUUAGACCACCCUCACAUAAUCAAGCUUUAUCAGGUAAUGGAGACCAAAAGUAUGCUGUACCUUGUGACAGAAUAUGCCAAAAAUGGAGAAAUUUUUGACUAUCUUGCUAAUCAUGGCCGGUUAAACGAGUGUGAGGCCAGGCGCAAAUUCUGGCAAAUCCUGUCAGCUGUUGAUUAUUGUCAUGAGCGGAAGGUCGUGCACCGUGACCUCAAGGCUGAAAAUCUCCUGCUGGAUAACAACAUGAAUAUCAAAAUAGCAGAUUUCGGUUUCGGAAAUUUCUUUAAAAGUGGCGAACUUCUGGCAACAUGGUGUGGCAGCCCCCCUUACGCAGCCCCUGAAGUCUUUGAAGGGCAGCAGUAUGAAGGGCCGCAGCUGGAUAUUUGGAGCAUGGGAGUUGUUCUUUACGUCCUUGUCUGUGGAGCGCUGCCUUUUGAUGGACCAACUCUUCCAAUUUUGAGGCAGAGGGUUUUGGAAGGAAGAUUCCGGAUUCCGUAUUUCAUGUCAGAAGAUUGUGAACACCUUAUUCGAAGGAUGUUGGUUCUAGACCCGUCCAAACGGCUAACCAUAGCUCAAAUCAAAGAGCAUAAGUGGAUGCUCGUAGAAGUUCCUGUACAGAGACCGGUUCUCUAUCCACAAGGACAAGAAAAUGAGCCUUCCAUCGGGGAGUUUAAUGAACAGGUUCUGCGACUGAUGCACAGCCUUGGAAUAGAUCAACAGAAAACCAUUGAGUCUUUAGAGAACAAGAGCUAUAACCACUUUGCUGCCAUUUAUUUCUUGUUGGUGGAGCGCCUGAAAUCACAUAGGAGCAGCUUUCCUGUGGAGCAGAGACUCGACGCCCGCCAGCGCAGGCCGAGCACCGUAGCUGAACAAACAGUUGCCAAGGCGCAGACGGUGGGGCUCCCGGUGACCAUGCAUUCCCCGAACGUGCGUGUGAUGCGCUCUGCCCUCCUCCCACAAGCGUCCAACGUGGAGGCCUUUUCAUUUUCAGCGGCCGGCUGCCAGGCAGAAGCGGCGUUUAUGGAGGAAGAGUGUGUGGACACUCCCAAGGUCAACGGCUGUCUGCUGGACCCGGUGCCUCCUGUCCUGGCGAGGAAAGGUUGCCAGUCCCUGCCCAGCAACAUGAUGGAGACCUCCAUCGAUGAAGGGCUGGAGACAGAAGGAGAGGCUGAGGAAGACCCCAGUCAAGCCUUUGAUGCCUUCCAGGCCACACGCAGUGGGCAGCGCCGGCACACGCUGUCCGAAGUGACCAACCAGCUGGUUGUGCUCCCUGGCUCAGGGAAAGUUUUCUCCAUGAGUGACAACCCCUCACUUGACAGUGUGGACUCUGAGUAUGAUAUGGGGUCUGUUCAGAGGGACCUGAACUUUCUGGAGGACAACCCUUCCCUCAAGGACAUCAUGCUAGCCAACCAGCCCUCACCCCGCAUGGCGUCUCCCUUCGUAAACCUGAGACCUGCCAACCCAGCCAUGCAGGCUCUGAGCGCCCAGAAGCGGGAGGCCCACAACAGGUCACCUGUGAGCUUCCGAGAAGGCCGCCGCGCGUCAGAUACCUCCCUCACCCAAGGCAUUGUAGCAUUUAGACAACAUCUUCAGAAUCUGGCGAGAACCAAAGGAAUCCUAGAGCUGAACAAAGUGCAGCUGCUCUACGAACAAAUAGGCCCAGAGGCCGACCCUAGCGUGGCGUCAGCUGCCUCGCAGCUCCAGGACCUCGCCAGCAGUUGCCCUCAGGAGGAAGUCUCUCAGCAGCAGAAGAGCGUGUCUGCUCUCCCCAACAGCGUGCACCCGCAGCUCUCCCAGCGGCAGAGCCUGGAAGCCCAGUACCUGCAGCACAGACUCCAGAAGCCCAGCCUCCUGUCAAAAGCCCAGAACACCUGUCAGCUUUACUGUAAAGAACCACCACGGAGCCUUGAACAGCAACUGCAGGAGCACAGACUCCAGCAGAAGCGACUCUUCCUCCAGAAACAGUCUCAACUGCAGGCAUAUUUUAAUCAGAUGCAGAUAGCGGAGAGCCAACAGCUGCCCCCCCAGGAGACGCCCCCCACAGCACAGCAGCCGCCGCCCUUCGGUCUGCCCCCGACCCUGAGCCCCGUCCUGGAGCCCACCUCGGAGCAGAUGCAGUUCAGCCCUUUCCUCCGCCAGUACCAGGAGAUGCAGCUGCAGCCCCUGCCCACCUCGCCCGGCCCCCGGGCGCCCCCUCUGCCCCCUCACCUGCAGCCGCCGCCGCCCCCGCCACCGCCGCCCCCGCCGCCAAGGCAGCCGGCUGCCCCCACACCCCUGCAGUUCCCUUACCAGACUUGCGAGCUGCCGGGCGCUGCCUCUCCCGAGCCAGACUAUUCCACUCCCUGUCAGUUUCCCAUGGAGGGGGCCCAGCCGGGCGCAGGGGCGGCGCCCGACUGCCCCCGGAGCUCAGGACUGCAGGAGGCCCCCUCCAGCUACGACCCUCUCACCCUGUCCGAGUUCCCUGGACUCUUUGAUUGUGAAAUGCUGGACGCUGUGGACCCGCAGCACAGUGGCUAUGUCCUGGUGAAUUAACCUCAGCCCAGAAAGGGAGGCAGGUCAAGGGAAGGAAGAAUGCAUUUCUGUUUCUGUUCCACCCUUACACAUUUGAAGCUUAUUUUCCUCCUGCCCUCUCACUCAUGGGGAAAAGUCAAGUCGCCCAACUGGAAUCAGCGGG